Messenger RNA from Ctenopharyngodon idella (grass carp), 9303 nucleotides. RefSeq lists its product as uncharacterized. Gene Ontology annotation, molecular function: nucleic acid binding. The record is from RefSeq and is a predicted model, not a curated record. NCBI's taxonomy places the organism in Eukaryota, Metazoa, Chordata, Actinopteri, Cypriniformes, Xenocyprididae. The transcript is spliced from 5 exons. Bases 1780 to 5403 code for a protein of 1207 amino acids.
AAAGCCAUCUGAAAUUUAGCUCUAAAAUUAGCAUUUUUAUCAAGCUCAUAUGUCUCUGUUCAGUUAUUUCACUUUAAUGGCAAUGAGAAGAACCUAUACAUUGAUAUUAAAGUAAAGUUACUGAACCUAAACACAUCAUCUGGCACAUCAAUUUCAGAUGGUUUUUGCGUCUGAACUUUUCAAGUGCUUCCUUAAUUUAAUUACCAUUUUGUCCCGAAUAUAACCAGCCCAACUUGGCUUUUCAAAUUACCAUGGUUUUGCUAAAAACAACACUGUUAUUGUAGUAAAACCAUGGUCACCACAAAUUAAUCAUGGUUUGGCUACAAAAAACAUAGUUUAACCAUGGUAUUUCCAUUUGUAUUAUCUGUUUAUUAAGUCAAUAUACCAAAAACAUGGAUUUUUCUACAGUAAAACUAUGGUUAGUUUUCGUAAGGGUUGUAAUUUAUGUCAAUCAGUCACAGCUAGCCAUGCAUCAUCUCUUACAUAUAUGUUUCUCUAGAUUGGAAAUGGUUGUUUUCAACUCAUUGACCAAAUUGCAGCGUCAAAGGUACUUUCUAAUCUAUCAAACUCAUCUGUAUAUUAAAAUUAAGAUUAGCCAGACUGAUUCUUCACACAAUAUUCUACAGGGAAAGAACAUUCAUAUUGUUGACCUGUUUAUCUUACCAACACAGCUGCCCCCAAACAAUUGUAAUCCAGUGUUAAGUAGGCCUGUAAGUAUGCAUUUUUUUCAUUCCCAGUUUUGCUCACAAAUCAUAUGUUUGGACUAAAAAUCUUUCAUUGCUGCUCUAGGAUGAUGCUCACUUAAAAGAUGCUGUGAUAAUUCCCAUUUGGACACCAGAACACUAUCAGUUGUGUGUACGUAAUGAAAAUCUUAUGAUUCAGAAAGUUACACAUUAUAACAUUUUGAUAAUUGUAUGAAAGCAUUGUCAUUUUUAUGGUAAAUGCAGUAUGUGUUUAUAGAGUACAUGUCAUUAUAAUAGUUUGAUUUAAAGUGAAUUUCUUUAGGUUUUGAAACCAGCACAGAGAGUGAUUCUCUAUCUAGAUUCUAAAUGUUAUGAGACCGCAUGGAUUUGGUGACCAGAGAUACAAAUCACUGUUGAGGUCUUUAGAUAAAAUCAUUGUUUAGAGAAGGUCACGUUCCUAUGAUCUUUCUCUGUUCAGGUUCAUUGAUCAAGUUCAUCUGUUCAAGCAGGUUUCUCAGACCUUUUUCAUCAGGGCCCCUCUUUCAUUUUAGAGGUACAGAUGACAAUUGUCAAAAAAAAACAAAAAAACAAAAAAAACAAUUGUCAUAAGUCACUCAGCACCAUCUCAUUCCAAAUUCCAAACUGAAGUUCCCUUUCAGUCGGUCACGUUCGACGUACGUCAGUAGUGACCGACGAAUUGGGAUAUCGCUAGAGAGCCCUAUCAGCUUCGAGUGAACUACAACAGGCCAAUGGAGUUGGCGUGCGAUAUUUGCAUAAUGCGCACCGCCCCCGCCAGGUGGUAUAAAUAGGGGAGCAGAUGCAAUCGCACUCUGUCUUUCGCUUCGGAGCCAUCUAGUGUGUUUCCAGCUUCAGACUUCAGUGAAUUCUUCAAGCUAAAGAAAAGAAAGGAAAAUUUCUUCUUCUUGUGUUGGUGUAACGGCACUUCAGCGAGGUCGCGAGCUUCCCGAGGAGCCUGAGCUUAAAGCUCUCAACUGCUGUUUUUACAGCACACAAUUUCCAAUUCCCAGCAUUGUGUCUGUUGCGAUUUGGGCCGGUUCCUCCGUUGUGUUCGGGGAGUGGUGUACCCGAACACAUCAUGACACUCCCUGUGUGCUUCAGCACAAGAGAGCUGAAUUUUUCCCCUCCUAAAAGAGCUUCACAGACGAACCCUGCGUCUUUUUCAAGAUGUCAUUUCGUCUGUGCGUUACUGGAUGCGGUCGUUCAUUGGUCCCCGCUGACGGCCACAAUCGCUGCAUCACGUGCCUGGGCGUUCAGCACAGCAGCAGCUUUUGUGGAUAGUUCAUGUUCUCACUGUGGGAACAUGACUAUUGCAGUGUUGAGAUCGAGACUCUCGUUCCUUGGUUCUCAGGGAGCGGGGGUCCCCUCCCCUAUGCCCCGUGCCGCCGUUUUCUCUGGCUUCGGCCGGGGUGACGGUGCGCCGGCGUGUAGGCAGGGUGAUCUGAGGAUCACGGUCAGGGCUUCCCCGCCGAGCGCCGCUCCGCGGGCCCCUGUCCCCUCUACCUCACUGCAACCGGUGGUGUUGCCGACUGAGCGUGCUGGUCCCUCUACGGAGCGACCAGCCGUUUCUUUCGGAGCACCGGCGGAUGACUGCAUGUCGAUCGCGGCAUCAGAAGGUGAGCAAGAGUCCUCGGGAGAUGAGGACUCGGCUGCGUUACCUCCCUCUGGGACCGUAGCGUUGUCCGAGCCUGAUCCUGAGUUGACGGCUAUGCUUUCCCGGGCUGCCGAGAAGGUCGGGCUCGUCUGGAACCCUCCACCGUGUCCCGAACCUUCUCGGCUCGAUGAUUGGCACCUCGGGGCGGCCCGCGCUGGUCCCCAGCGCCCCGCCCCGAUGCCAUUCUUCCCGGAGGUGCAUGAUGAGGUGACCAGGUCCUGGCGGACGCCCUAUAGCGUUCGUGCGAGACCUGGUCCCUCGUCCGCCUUCACCAACCUGGAUGGCGGGGAGGCUAGGGGAUAUACGCGGAUUCCCCCAGUCGAGAGGUCUGUUGCGAUGCAACUGUGUCCAACGGCCUCUGGCUGGCGCGGUGAGCCGCGUCUCCCAUCCCGGGCCUGUAAAUUCUCGUCAGGCUUGACAGAGAAAGCUUACAGAGCCUGCGGACAGGCUGCCUCCACCUUGCAUGCCAUGGCCCUUUUGCAAGUUCAUCAGGCAAAAGCGUUGAUGGAAAUGCCCCAGGGAGGUCUUGACCAGCAGCUGCUUGGGGAGCUGCGUGCCGCCACGGACCUCGCCCUCCGGGCGACUAAGGUGACGGCACGUUCUGUUGGUCAGGCGAUGGCCACGCUUGUGGUCCAGCAACGCCACCUCUGGCUGACCCUUGCUGAUAUGAGGGAUACCGACAAAUAUCGGUUCCUGGACUCCCCCAUAUCACAGGUCGGCCUUUUCGGCGACGCGGUAGAGAGCUUCGCCCAGCAGUUCUCUGCCGCCCAGAAGCAGGCUGAGGCUAUCAAACACGUCCUGCCCCGGCGGUCCGCUGCUGCCUCCACCCCGCCGCCGGCAGCACAGAUUGUGAAAUUGUCUGUCCCGCCGCUGGCUCUUCGGAGUCCAGCGGUACCCACUUCAUCACAAAAAGAGCAGUUUCCCAAUCCUCCAGGUCACAAGAGACUGUGGCUGUCAGCGCGCGAGGCUCCGCCUUGCCACUCGCAGCCCACUCUCACUUCGCCAGCAGGUCCCAGUGUGAUGGUCGAGGCCGCCCCCCAGCCGUCUCCCGUUCACACUGUCACCUCGCAGAGUCUGACCCCACUUCGGGCCGCUGCGCCGUCCGAGUCGGGUUCCAGCACUCUGCUUCGCUGCCCCACCCCCGGUGCGUCUGUGGUGCCUUUGGUCCCGCUGGCUCGGUGUCUGGAAGCCUGGAUAGCGCUCCCCAGCCCGUCCCGCUGGCUCAUUCGCACUAUCAGACUCGGCUAUGCGAUUCAGUUCGCCCGGCGUCCCCCGGUCUUCAGGGGUGUCCACUACACUCAGGUGUCCCUGGACAAUGCACCUGUUCUCCGGGCGGAGAUUGCUGUCCUCCUGGCGAAGGAUGCAAUCGAGCCGGUCCCUCCAGCCGAUAUGAAGUCAGGGUUCUACAGCCCCUACUUCAUUGUACCAAAGAAGGGCGGUGGGCUACGGCCAAUCCUGGAUCUGCGUGUCCUGAACCGGUCCCUUCACAGGCUGCCGUUCAAGAUGCUUACGCAGAAGCGCAUUUUCGAGUGCGUCCGUCCCCAGGAUUGGUUUGCAGCGAUCGACCUGAAGGACGCGUACUUUCAUGUCUCGAUUCUGCCUCGUCACAGACCCUUCCUACGGUUUGCGUUCGAGGGUCGGGCAUAUCAGUACAAAGUCCUACCCUUCGGGCUGGCCCUGUCGCCCCACGUCUUCACGAAGGUUGCGGAGGCGGCCAUUGUUCCGCUCAAGGAACAGGGCGUUCGCAUCCUCAACUACCUCGACGACUGGCUCAUCCUGGCCAGCUCGCGGGAGCAGUUGUGCGAACACAGGGACAUGGUGUUAGCUCACCUCAGUCGGUUGGGUCUUCGGGUCAACUGGGACAAGAGCAAACUCUCCCCCGGGCAGAGGAUCUCUUAUCUCGGUAUGGAACUGGAUUCGGUCGCCCGGACUGCGCGCCUCACCGAGGAGCGCGUCCAGUCAGUGUUGACCUGCCUGAGUACGUUCAAGCGCAGGACAGCGGCCCCACUGAAACUCUUUCAGAGGCUCCUGGGGCAUAUGGCAUCCGCAGCCGCAGUCACACCGCUCGGAUUGCUUCAUAUGAGGCCGCUUCAACACUGGCUCCGCGGCUGGAUCCCGAGAUGGGCGUGGCAGCGCGGUACGUUCCGUGUCCCCGUGACACCGAACUGCCGUCGCACCCUCACCCAGUGGUCGGACCCUUCGUUCCUGCGGGCUGGAGUUCCCCUCGAACAAGUGUCCAGGCAUGCUGUGGUCCACACAGAUGCCUCUGCCACAGGGUGGGGGGCCACGUACAACGGGCAUGCAGCGUCGGGUCUGUGGACGGGGCCCCAACUGCAUUGGCAUAUCAAUUGCCUCGAGUUGCUAGCAGUACGUCUUGCACUGGGCCGCUUCCAGGAGCUGUUGACAGACAAGCACGUACUGGUCCGCUCGGACAGCACUGCGGCCGUUGCGUACAUCAACCAUCAGGGUGGUCUACGCUCCCGCCGUAUGUCGCAACUCGCCCGCCAUCUCUUGCUAUGGAGUCAGAAGCAUCUGAGGUCGCUUCGGGCCAUUCACGUCCCAGGCGUGCUCAACCGUGCAGCCGACGAGCUCUCACGGCAGCCUCCGCUUCCGGGCGAAUGGCGGCUCCAUCCCCAGGUGGUCCAGCUGAUCUGGCAGCGCUUCGGCGAGGCACAGAUAGAUCUGUUCGCCUCCCCGGAGACUGCCCACUGCCAGUUGUUCUAUUCCCUGUCCGGCGGCACGCUCGGCACGGAUGCCCUGGCAAUCAGCUGGCCCCGGGGCCUACGCAAAUAUGCGUUUCCCCCAGUGAGCCUUCUCGCACAGCUCCUGUGCAAAGUCAGGGAGGACGAGGAGCAGGUCUUGUUAGUGGCUCCAUAUUGGCCCACUCGGACCUGGUUCUCGGACCUCACGCUCCUCGCGACAGCACCUCCCUGGCCCAUUCCUCUGAGGAAGGACCUCCUGACUCAGAGACGGGGCACCCUCUGGCACCCGCGUCCCGACCUGUGGAAACUCCAUGUGUGGUCCCUGGACGGGACGCGGAGGUUCUGAGUGAUCUCCCGCAAGCGGUCGCAGACACCAUCACUUCCGCUAGAGCUCCUUCUACGAGGAACCUCUAUGCGCUGAAGUGGAACCUAUUCGUCGAAUGGUGUUCCUCUCAACCAGAGCGAGAGGACCCCCGAUCAUGUUCGGUCAGAACCGUGCUUUCCUUUCUGCAAGAGGGCCUGGAGCGAAGGCUGUCUCCCUCCACCCUCAAGGUGUAUGUUGCCGCUAUCGCCGCACAUCACUAUGCAGUUGAUGGUAAAUCGCUAGGGAAGCACGAUCUGAUCGUCAGGUUCUUGAGGGGGGCAAGGAGACUGAAUCCUCCCCGGCCCCCCCUCUGUACCCUCUUGGGAUCUGACCCUGGUUCUUACAUCUCUCCGGGGUCGUCCCUUCGAGCCUUUGCAAUCAGUCGAGUUAAAAGUACUGUCCCUAAAGACCGUCCUCCUGGUUGCAUUGGCCUCGCUCAAGAGGGUAGGGGACCUGCACGCAUUUUCGGUUGACGAAUCGUGGCUGGAAUUCGGGCCCGGUGACUCUCACGUUAUCCUGAGACCCCGGCCUGGAUAUGUGCCCAAGGUUACUACCACUCCCUUUCGAGAUCAGGUAGUGAACCUGCAAGCGCUGCCUUCGGAGGAGGCAGACCCAGCCCUAGCUUUGCUCUGUCCCGUCCGCGCUCUGCGCCUGUACGUGGACAGAACGCGAAGCUUCAGGACCUCAGAUCAGCUCUUUGUCUGUUACGGAGGCCAGCAGAAGGGAAAGGCUGUCUCCAAGCAGAGGAUGGCCCACUGGAUAGUGGACGCCAUCGCCCUGGCGUAUGAGUCCCAGGGCGUGCCUUGCCCGCUCAGGUUGAGAGCCCACUCCACCAGAGGAGUGGCCUCUUCCUCGGCGCUGGCGCACGGUGCCUCGCUGACAGAUAUCUGUAGAGCUGCGGGCUGGGCGACACCUAACACGUUCGCUAGAUUCUAUAGCCUUCGUGUAGAACCGGUAUCUUCCCGUGUACUCGCUUCCACCAGCCGAUAGACGCGAAGAGCCCGUUCUAGUGUCGGCUUGCAAUGCCACUCCCGCCCCCUGGGCCGGAUACGUGCAUCCUUUUUACUCCAGUCGAGUUCCCCGCUUGGCGAACCCUGUCGAGUUCCUCCGCCUCCCCCUUCGGCUCGGACAUUGCGGAGUGUCUGAUGCCAGGCCAAACCUCUGUCACCGACGUUGACGUUUGGCUGGGUUCCACAUGUCGUGACCCCUCCACGUGAGUGGUCCCAUGUGUGUAUUUGUCCACGGUCAACUCCCUACGGCGAGCCCGUGUCUUUCCCUAGCAGAGCCAGCUCUGCUGUCACCUGUCAGAUGAGUCUCCCCCUACCCAGGUGGAGCCAUCCCAGGGACUCCAUAUGCGUACUGCCCACGGCCAGUCCAUAUGUGUACUCUCCAUGUAAAUUCUUCCCCUACGGGUGGGUAGUGGUCUCCGCAGCGUCCCCUACGGGUUCGCUUCCCCAGUGUAGUCUAGUUUACUUAGUGGGUAUGUCGGAACAGCAGUAGACUCUCUCGGCGUAAGCUCGCCCCCUUCCCCGUCCCACUGGUGCGCCGGGUGGCUAGAGCUUGCGCUGGGCACUGGAAGGGGUUCAUACUGUGGCGCUUUAUUUGGGAUCCCAAUUCGUCGGUCACUACUGACGUACGUCGAACGUGACCGACUGAAAGGGAACGUCUCGGUUACGUAUGUAACCCUCGUUCCCUGAAGGAGGGAACGGAGACGUACGUCCCGUCGCCACAGUUGCUGUACCCUCGCUGUAGUGCGGACUAGAUUGUCUCCUCAGCGAAAAACAGAGUGCGAUUGCAUCUGCUCCCCUAUUUAUACCACCUGGCGGGGGCGGUGCGCAUUAUGCAAAUAUCGCACGCCAACUCCAUUGGCCUGUUGUAGUUCACUCGAAGCUGAUAGGGCUCUCUAGCGAUAUCCCAAUUCGUCGGUCACUACUGACGUACGUCUCCGUUCCCUCCUUCAGGGAACGAGGGUUACAUACGUAACCGAGACGUUCCUAGGUGAUACAGAACUUCUGCUUAAGGCCCGACAACUCUGCAUAUAAAGGGUGUCAAAACUCAAAGCCACAGCCCUGCAGAGCUUAGUUCCAACUCUUCCCCAAAUCCAUGUAGUUUUCAAAUAAGCCUGAAGGACUUGAUUAGCUGGAUCAGGUGUGUUUAGGAACUGAGUUUGUCACCCCAGCUGUAGAUGUUGGUUCUGCUGUUUAGAGCUGGUCUGUUCCUUUAGACUAGUCUCUCUUCUGCAAGUUGGUUGUAAAUGAGAGUUCAGUUGUUUGCUUGAACUUUAAAGUUUGUUUCUUUUGUGAGCAUUUCACAAGCAGGUUUCUCAUACUGGGGUUCUCUAUUUUAUUCUGGCUUAAUCUAUUUUAAUUUUGGCUUUGUCACUGUAUCGGUGGUGAUUGCCAAGGCAGAAAAAUAAACAAAAAUUAUACUGAGAUUAUGGAUGUCCAGUGUAUCUGAAACUUGCCCCCAUUUGAUAGACACUGUUGUAGAUAUUACUGUAUGCAGAAAGGUUGUUGUACAGCGUUACAUGUAUUUGUCCUUUGCAUUCUUGACAGGGACAUUGCAUACAGGAUAAUACCCGGACAAUGGACAGAAAAAACAGGCCUUGAUUUACAGGGUUUUCCAGGACAACCAUAUGGAAACGACUGUGGCAUAUUCAUGUUGAUGGAAAAGCCACAUACAACAGGAAGAUGAAACAAAAGGUUUCACCCCUGAGUCUGCACCGGAGAAGCAGGUGGCUCCACGAAAAGUGCGUAUCAUGACGGAUCAUAAGAUUGCCAGUCAGUGGUGCUUGGAGAACUUGCGUGAUCUUCUUGGCUUCCUCGUAUACUGUGCAUGGAGGAUGAAGAAGCCAUUGAGGCCUUGGAACAGUUCUUCAGUGCAUAGUGUAUAGAGGAAGAUCUUGUAAAGCCACUGAUGUUUGUCUUUACAUUUAUGCAGGACAUGUAUACAAUUUUAGAAAAUGUGGUGGACAACAUGCACCUCAAAAUCUUUUGUCGCACAAAAAAAAAAAAAAGAAACAGUUGUCCAUUUCUUUGUUUCAUGUAAUGUUUUUCUAGAUUUUUUUUUUUUUUUACAAUGCUAAGUAUAAACAUUUACAAAACUCAACAAUCACCAACUGCUGUGUGUUGAUUUUUUUUUUUUUUUUUUUCUCUGGUGUAUCAGUUUAAUAACCAGUGAAGUUUGUUUUUUGUUGUUGUUUUUGUUCAAGAUUCUUUAAUGAAUAAAAACAGCAGAAUAGAUGUCUUUUGUAACAAUAAACACUACACUUCAAAGGUUUGGUAAUAGUUUUUUUUAUUAUAAUUUUUUUUGUUGUUGAAAGAAAUUAAUAUUUGUAUUCAGAAUAUAUAUGUUCAUUUGUUAAAAUGUGUAAGUAAAGAUGUUUUUAGAGAAGAAUUUAAUAUUGAAUAAAUUUGUUCUUUUUUAAUUUUUUAUUUUUCAAAGAAUCUUUAGAAUAAAAUUAUAACAGGCUAUAAAAAGAAUUAUGCAGCAAAAGAAUUAAGUUGUUUCCAACAUUGAUGAUUAAUCAGCGUAUUAGAAUGAUUUCUGACAUGUGACACUGAACACUAGAGUAAUGGCUGAUGAAAUUUCAGCUUUGCAUGACAGAAAUAAAUACAUUUUUAAAAUAUAUUACAAUACAAAACUUUUGAAUAGCAAUAUUUCAAUAUUACUGUAUUUUUUGCAUCUGUACUUUUCAUCAAAUAAAUCCAGCCUUGAUAAGCAUAAGAAUUAAAAAUCAAAUAAAUGAAAAUCUUACUGAGAGUGCAUCUUGUCUGCAGCCAGGCCCUAUUGAAAUUACUUGCCAGUUAUCACUGUAAAGCUGCCUUGACACAAUCUGCAUUGUAAAAAGCGCUAUAUAAAUAAAAGUGACUUGUACAUGUA